This is a messenger RNA of Diachasma alloeum, 2765 nucleotides long. Its product is annotated as insulin-like growth factor-binding protein complex acid labile subunit. Bases 648 to 2744 code for a protein of 698 amino acids. The transcript has 7 exons. The record is from RefSeq and is a predicted model, not a curated record. Lineage: Eukaryota; Metazoa; Arthropoda; Insecta; Hymenoptera; Braconidae. Gene Ontology annotation, molecular function: protein binding.
GUCGCGCGAGACGCCCAGAUAGACACUUCGUUCCCCAAGAAGUUCCAAAAGUCUCGUAAAUUUUUUUUUCCACCGACAGAAAUUGAAAAACACUGUUGUAAUAAUUAAUUUCAGUCGGUGACUCCAGUGAAUUCACACUCUCGGUGUUGUUGAUAGUCGAUUGAGCCCUCGAAUAGGAAAAACUGAAGUGAUAAACACACGUGAGUGAUCCAAUUGGAGUUGUUUUUAUCGCCCGAAUGAUCAUGUGCUGUGGAUUUUUCGUGUGAUUAUCGGGGGAAUUCUAAUUGUUGGGCCAUUAAAGAAUGAUUUUCCGUGAUGCCGCGGGCCGGGAGAUGAGGCAAUGAUACUCGCCGGAGAUACGACCUUCCAGGGGGCGCAUUUGUGUACUUGAAAUUUGUGUUUUCUUUUUUUUGAGUUUAUUAUUUUCAGUGCAAGUGGUCUUAUGGUUUGAGUUUAUGAGUUUGGAGAUCAACGAUUAUUCAGUGGAUGGUUAAUUUUGUUUGAGUUUUUUUCGAGGAUGACUCGGUAAUUAUGGAUGCGAGAGUCUCGAAGGAUACUGCUGUAUUUUGGAUUUUUUGUUCGUGAGCAGAAUCUCCGGUUGAUCUAGUGGGAAUCGCCGUCUUGCUGAUUUCAAGGAGAGAUACAGAAUGGAGGGUUACUGUGGAGAUAAGAGCAUUGUGAGGAGGAGAGGUUACGGAGGUAAAUUCGGAGUGGGGAUCGUGAGGAAAACCACCAGCGCUGCCAGAACGAUACCGAGUAACGACAGGAUACAGCGCCAGAGUACUUGCAGAAUAAACAUGAAGAAUCCAACGAGCGGAUUAAAAUGGAGCAUCCUCCUUCUAACGACAGUAUGCCUCAUCACAACAGCCCAAUCCGGCUUCUGCCCAACAGACUGCACCUGCGACGACGACACCCUAGUUGUAUCUUGCAUAGGAGUUAGCUUAGACGUAAUCCCAAUUGCCCUUAAUCCAUCAACCCAACGGAUAGUCUUGAAGGAGAGUAGAAUACGUAUGGUUGAUGCAGCUGCAUUUCAAUUCUACGGUGACUUGAAAAUUGUUGAUCUUUCGAGUAAUCAUCUUGUAACAAUACCAGAUGCUAGUUUUGCUGCGCAAAAGAAUCUCGUUGAACUUCACCUGAGGCACAACAAGAUAUCGGCAUUAACAGAAAAGACAUUUCAGGGAUUAGUAUCGCUAACAGUGUUAAAUCUCCGUGACAACUACUUGGAGACCCUGUCAAAUGGUCUAUUUACUUCUCUAACAAAACUAGAGGAACUAGAUCUGGGUCAGAAUAGAAUAGGCAAGGUUGAGCCUGGUGCAUUUCAAAAGCUUGGCUCACUGAGAGUACUCUAUCUUGAUGACAAUCAGCUCAAGUCCAUUCCAUCACCGGCAUUAGCACCCUUAAAUGCACUUGCUGAACUACAUAUUGGAUUGAAUGUAUUCUCAUCCUUACCGGAUGAUGGUUUCAAGGGUUUAGAGAGACUUGCUGUACUCGAUGUCAUGGACGCUGGCCUGGAUAAUAUCAGUGAGGGUGCAUUCCGUGGAUUAACGUCAUUACGUACACUCAAACUUGGUGGUAAUAAGUUGAGAGAAGUGCCAACAAAACAAUUGUCGAUAUUAACGAGACUCGAGGAGUUGACACUGGGACAGAAUUCAUUUACGAUGCUGAGGUCUGGGGCAUUUCAGGGUCUCUCAAAUCUGAAAAAACUCGAUAUAUCGGGGGCUAAAUUACUGACAACCCUAGAACGGGGGACAUUCUCGGAUAAUGGUAAUUUGGAGACACUGAUACUCAAGAGCAAUCGAAGACUGACGACCCUCGAGGAGGGUGCACUGGCGGGACUUCCUAAUUUGAGACACUUGAUCCUUCGGGACAAUGCGUUUGUCACAUUCCCGGAGAGUCUUGUUUCAUGGAGUGAGUUGCACAAGUUUGACAUCAGUGAGAAUCCACUGAUAUGUGACUGUAGUUUGCACUGGUUGGCUUCGUUCCUGGCGCCCAAGAAUACGAGCGCGGUUGUGUGCGCUGAACCGUUGGAGGUCAGGCUGAAGCCGUUGAAGGGAAUGACAUCUGAUGAAUUGGGCUGUGCCUUCUCAGACCCCAGGAAGCAGGCGGUACUGCUGACUGUCAUUGUCGUGUGUCUUGGCAUCAUCGCUGGUAUGGCACUGGUACUCUACUACAGAUGCAGGAAGAGGGUCAGAGAUGCCCUCAAGGACUACAAGUGGAAGAAUCGUGCCAUCUCCAGGAAGGAGCACGAGUAUCAGAAGACAUUCUCAGAUGAUGAGUAUAUUGUCAGAGCGGCUCAUGGACAUCAUCAUCAUAUUAACAAUCAGGGACAACUUCAUCAUGGACAAUUUCCACAGCAACAUCAACAGAGUGAAAUUAUCGAUGGAAGUAAUACAAUUGGUAAUGGUGGGGUUAGGGUACAUCAUACUAGCCAUUCGUUGAGGAGAAAUCCACCUGCACUGCCGGCGCGCGGUGAUUUGGAUAGAAUACAAAAUGGUGGUCCCAGUGGGAGAAUUCAAAAUGGCGGACAGAGGCACUCACCACCCUGUCCACAGAGUUCAUAUCCAACGUUGCCCAUUAAUGGACAUGGACAUCAUUAUCAUCAUUAUAGGGAGAGAUCGAGAGAGAGGGGGAGGGAGAGGGAGAGGGAACUUCCGAUUGUGCCACACAGGGGGGAAAAACAAUACAAUGGGAAUAUGGAGCUUGAGGUACAUCAAGAUGGCGGCAUUGGAACUUAUCGGGCGUAAAAGUGUGGGAAUUUUGCGUUG